GAUUCAUUGUCCCUGCCAUGAUCCUUUGACCCUUCAGACUUCUACCGUGUCAAUGCGGUUCCGUGUAUUUGAAGCUUUGGGCACCUCUAGGAAGCGGUUGUCUCAAUGAUUACAGCAGCAGACGCGUCUAUCGGUCUGAUUGAUGGGGUUCAAAUUCACUCAUUUGUGCGAUCUACUCUCCACUCUCGAGGACAACAGGAUCUUGAAGGCGACAAAUGAGGCGCGGGCUUUCAAUCCUGAUGUGCGGGCCGUGUCCCGGUGGUUUUCCCAGCAUGGGAAACAGAUACGUGGCCCCGGCACUGAUCUCCUGUCCCUGUUGUCCUGCAUGUUUCCCGAGAAAAGGCCAGACAGAGUCUACUGGCUGCAAGAAACCUCGCUGGCGAGGAUCAUAGCGCGAUGCUUACUUCUCGGGUCCUCCAGACGGGCAGAGCUCGAGCGUUGGCGUGUGUCCAGCGGACUCGACCUCGGCCAAUGUGUCGAGAAUGUAAUGCGGCAAGCGGAGAACGAUCUUGACCCCGGUCGAGAGGUAACGGUAGAGGAGAUUGACUCUGCAUUGAACAGUAUCGCUGCCUGUUGCCGAUUCUCCGGUCCUCGAGUGCGGAAGCAGCACACCGCGGUUGACGUCGAGCAGGCUCUGGGCUCUCUCUUCAAGCGACUAAGAAGCAGGGAUGCAAAAUGGUUAACGCGGAUGAUCCUCAAGGGCUAUUAUCCUGUCGUAUUCCCUCUACCUUUGACGUUGCGGAGCUUCCACUUCCUCCUUCCGCCUCUCCUUCUCUUCCAAGACACAUUCGAAGGUGCGCUCAGUAUGCUCCGCUCCGACCCCAUAAGCCAUUUUCCGCCGCAUCCGGACCCUGGUUUGGCCAAGGACCUGGCUUAUUUGGCCUUGCAACAUCUCAAUCCCAGAGUAGGGGUCAAGAUUGGUCGGCCGGAAUACCACAAGGCUCGCAGCAUCAAGCACUGCUGUCACAUGGUCAAUCGUCGUCGGAUGAGUAUUGAAAGGAAGUACGAUGGUGAAUACUGUCAAGUACAUAUCGACCUCACAUUGGGCCAUAAUUCCAUACAAAUAUUCUCCAAAAGCGGUAAAGAUUCUACUGUGGAUAGGGUAGGUAUCCACCAGGUCAUCAAAGACUCCUUGAAAUUAGGAGCGCCUGGGAGCAAGGUCUCCCAAAGGUGCAUUCUUGAAGGCGAACUACUCGUCUGGAGUGAUAAACACAGCAAGAUCAUGGAUUUCCAUAAGCUGCGUAAGUUAAUAUCUCGUUCCGGUACCUUUAUCGGUACUGAAAGCGAUUCCCCACCGCAACCCCAUGAGCAUCUGAUGAUGGUCUUCUUCGACGUUCUGCUUCUCGAUGAUAAUAUAUGUUUAAGGCAGCCGCAUCGGGAACGACGCCUACUACUCAAGGAUAUUAUACAGAUUAUCCCCGGGCGUGCAGAUAUUGCUGAACAACACGUAGUGGAUUUCUCGCGACAUGACGGCCAGGCACGACUGGAGAGCAUCUUUUCUAAGGGAAUUGCACAGCGGUGGGAGGGUUUUGUACUCAAGGGAUGCGAGGACCCCUACUUUACCAUUUUCUCAAACCAUGAGAACAACACGUUCGGCCGCUGGAUCAAGCUCAAGAAGGAUUAUAUACCGGGGUUGGGUGAUACGGUUGACCUUGCAAUCAUUGGCGCGAGAUACAAUCCGCGAGAUGCGACAGCCCUACAUCAAGUUAGGAAACUGUUAUGGACGGAGUUCUACAUCGGCUGUCUUACCAACAAAGAUGCAGUUGCGCAUUCCAACAUUCCUCCAAGAUUUAAGGUUGUAGAUGUGCUUGACCGCAAUGGCAUGAGUUUGAAGAACAUGCAGAUCCUCAACCAGUUCGGCGAGUUCCAUGCCUGCAACGCCGAGUCUGACCACGGGUUAUUACUUCAUUAUGGAACUAAUGUCGCCUCCAGAAUGGAAGUCGUGUUCAAGACUCCCUUCAUCGUGGAGAUACUGGGUAGUGGGUUUGAGAAACCAUCCAAUGCCGGAUAUUUCGCGCUUCGUUUUCCAAGGAUCACCAAGAUUCACUGGGACAGGGCUCUUGAGGAUGCGACAUCAUAUGCUGAGCUGCAACAACUCGCCGAGGAUGCCCGAGCUGUUCCCACGGAUGACAUGGACGAAGAGCGAAGCGAGUGGUGCAAGCGCGUGAAACUUGGAACUGGAUCAGCACAUCAUGUCUCAAAUGAACGGUCUGGAAGCAUUUCUUCGAGUCAAUGCUCUACAUUGAGGUCGGGGACCGACACCACCGCUGCCAUUCCCUCAAGCGAUCCACCGAAUAUGCCAUCAUCUGCUUCCAAAUCCUUAGAACGAGCAGCCACACUGAUGAAGUCACCAAAAUUUCCAACUGCUUCAAACAGCCGUACCAUACCUAUAUACAGAGAAGGAUCCGUGGAUUCAGCUCAGCCAGCUGCAGACAAUCCUGCUCGACAAAGUCCUUUGACCAAUAAUGACAAUCUGUCGGCUCAUACCUGCCGCCAGCGACGAUAUGCAAAUCGCAAUCCGGAUUAUGGCCACGGAGACAAGCCAAAUCCUCAGUCUCGACAGCCUGGCCUAGUUACAAGCCAGGCCGAUACUGAUUCCCUUAGCACUGGACAAUGCAGCAGCUCCGCUACACCACCGCAGAUAUCUAGCUACCCCAAAACAGAUGAUAACCGUCCUCCCAAACCAAGUCAACCUCUCGCAUCUCUACUCCUGAACAUCCCCAUAUAUAUCACACCAACGCCAAGCAACCAUACAACCCCCCAGCAACACAAUCCACCUUCCAACCCAGAGCACCACACCCAACCCCUUGCCGCCUUCCUGGAUAUCCUAUUGACAGCCACGCCAAAGACGACAACACCAUCCCCACGUCUCGGGCUCGUCCUCCUGAUCGGCAGCGAAUCAACCCUCGGCCACCUCCUCUUCGACCUCAGCAAACGCAUCACCCGCGCCCUGCAAACCAGAAGCACAACCCACCCUCCAACGGGCAAGAUCUUUGUCCUCGACCAAAGCUUCCUGAACCUCGACAUCAGCCCCGACGACGCCAGGCUCGGCCUCCGUCACACCUGGGAGUCGAUCGGGAGACGGUACUUCUAUGCGUGCGUGAAGUGGGAUCUCGGCGGGACUGGGGAGCGUAUCUCGCAUUUCGGUCUUCAUACAAGCCCUAUGUACUGUCAUCGAAGAGCAGCGGAAGGGCGUGGGCGAGGGAUACAUAGAGACGUCGAUGUCAAGGCUACGAUCAGUUUCAAUAGACGGGAGCUGCUUCCGCUGAGCGAAUUGUUCGCAGUGACCUUAUCCGGUGGUGCGUAUUGA
Molecule: messenger RNA, 3310 nt
Organism: Aspergillus japonicus CBS 114.51
Lineage: Eukaryota; Fungi; Ascomycota; Eurotiomycetes; Eurotiales; Aspergillaceae
Product: ATP dependent DNA ligase domain protein
Exons: 2
Coding region: 143-3310 (1055 amino acids)
Biological process (GO): nucleotide-excision repair, DNA gap filling; double-strand break repair via nonhomologous end joining; DNA recombination
Cellular component (GO): DNA ligase IV complex
Molecular function (GO): DNA ligase (ATP) activity; DNA binding; ATP binding
Source: RefSeq, a predicted model, not a curated record